AAUCAUUCCCACCAUGACUUCCUACGUUGCAUCGCUUCUCCGCCGCCGCCGCCUCCGCCUCCGCGUCCACCGUACCAUGCCCACCCUUCUCCUUCCCCGCCUCUUCUCCUCUCCUCAUUCCCCUUCACCGGUGAACUCUGUCUCCUCGAAGCCCCCCUCCCUCUCCGCCCGCCUCUCCUUUGUGUUCGACCAGCUCGAUGCCCUCGACCGCUCCCGCUCCUCGGACCUCUCCGCCCGCGACGCGGCCCUUCGCCGCAUCCAAUCCUGGCGCCGUCCCGCCGCGCUCCCCGAAGUGCGGCCGAUGGAGGGGGUGCCGAGCGAGCCGGAGAAGAAGGAAGCUGAGGCGGUGGGUGGAGAGGAGUUGGAGAGGAUGAGCGUAGUGGAGGUGCUACGAAGGGAGGUGGAGCUCGUGCAUCCCUGGCCGGAGUGGAUUGAACUGAUGGACCGGCUGGCGCAGCAGAAAUACUUCGACCUUGGGGGCGCCGGCGGCGCCGACGAGGGCUGUAUGGCCGCCGCGGUGCCGAUGGACCUAGCUGAAGUCGCUCAAGAGACUGGUUUCGACUUCUCUAGGGACUGGACCACCGUCAAGAAUGCCUGUAUGAACUUCGGCCGCGACCGCUUCGACAUCCUCAAGUCAUUACCUAGGAAGGAUCUUCAGGUAUUGGUUGGCCAUGGCUGCCCUAGCAUGGAUCCAAAAGUUGUGUUUUCUGCAAAGCUGAUACGGAAACUCGUCCAUCUGGAUGAGGGGGAUGUAUGCAGUUCUUGCAAUUUACGAAAUCUAUGCUCAAGGGGUUAUAUUCUUACACGUAAAGAAGAUGAAGCUCGGACUCUUGAUGUUAUGCGUAUUUUGUUGGUCUAUGGGUUUGAUCAUGUAAAGGAAACCGUAGAGAACAAGCCCCUCAAACUGAAAUCUGUUAAGACAGUUGUUCGUAAAUUGAUACAUGACAUUGCCAAGCUGAGCGCUGUCCCCAUUGAUCCCAAUCUUCCACCCCCUAUAAUCAGAAAGCCACCACCUAAGGUGAAACAACCACCUCCACCACCAAAGAAACGAGUGGGGCGUGAUAAUGUAGAAAUGAAGAAAGGAGAUUGGCUGUGCCCAAAGUGUGACUUCAUGAACUUUGCAAAAAACAAUAUUUGCUUGCAAUGCGAUAGUAAACGUCCCAAAAGGCAGCUUCUCCCUGGAGAGUGGGAGUGUCCUCGGUGCAAUUUUUUGAACUACAGGCGGAAUAUGUCAUGCUUUCAUUGUGAACACAAGCGUCCACCAGAUGAAUACACCAACAACCAAAUGGAAUCUAAUCAAUUUGUGCCACAAAAGCGACUAGGAAAACCUGCUCGAAGGUGUGAAGUUUCUAAUGCAUGGAACUUUGAUUUUGAUGACAAUGAAUCAGAUGGUGCUGAUGUUGCAGCAUUUGAGUUUGCUGAUCCAUCAAAGGCCAGGGAGAGCUUGUCUAUGGACAACACAUCUUCCAGAGGUGGUUCUAAGUUCUCUGAGGACAAUGAUUUUGGAAUGAAUGAAACAUGGAGAGAGGGAACAGAGAGAAGGUUCUCAGAAAGAGAUAGACUGUGCUCAUCUAGAGUUGGUUUUGAUGAUUUUGAUGAUGAAGAGGAUGAUGAUAUUGACAGUUAUGAGCUUGAUUUAUCAAAGGGUGAUCAGGCAGAUGGAGUGUCAAGGAUGACUUAUUCAGACUUUGAAGAUGCUUCUGACUCAGCAGACCUAAAUGAACGUGCUAACAUUAGGAACUCAAAGCAUGGAGAAAAGCAGGAUAUAAUAGGUUCUCUUGAGGAUGAUAAAUUUAAUGAUCACCCUUCCCUGAGAUCUAGUCAUCUUGCUGCUUCUUGGCAGCAAACCGUAGGCUGGAAUUGUUCCAACAAACACACAGAAUCUUUUGCCUCCGAGAGUGAUGAUGGGGUUAUUUCUGACUUGGAUGAGGAUAUUAAUGAUGGAUUUAAAUGUAAAGAAAGCUAUAACAAGCAUAAUCCUAGUAGAGCUGUUGUUAGGCAUCAUGUACCUUUUCCGGAUAUGGACUGUGACAUGGGUGGCCGUUUUCAGUCAGAUAGGAGGAACAGGUUCUCAAGAGAGUUCAGUAAUGAAUUCCCUGCCAGGGCUUCCAACUCAAAUAGUAGAAGCACUAAGAGGGAUACUGAUGGUAGGACAAAAAUGAAUGAACGAUUCAAGAGUUCUAAUAUGUGUGAUAGGAGUCACAGGGCUAGUGCUAGUGAAGUACAUAAUGGCUCAAGAGAUUUACAGAACAUACGAAGAAACUGGGUUAAAAGUGGUGCCGUUGAUGACGACAACAGGCCGCUCAGGUGUUUAAACAGAAACAGAAGAUAGGGGUCUGCGCCCAGUCGUUGUGCGGUCGUUCCAACUUAACCGGUCAUAUUAGUGCUGCCCGAUGAGGGUGUGAUCUGCACUGUUCAUCGAUGGGAAGCCUGUAGCAUCAGAUCUCAACCUCUUAAAUCUCAAGGUCUGGCUAAAAUGUGUGCCUAGAAAAUGUUGUUUCCAGGCAUUUUCCCCUGAUUAAGCAUUAUAGUCUUCAAAAAAGUGUUUAAGCAUUCCCAGUAAAAUAAAUAUAAUCAUGGCAUUAUGUAAGUUCCAGUAUACCAACUGUUGUUCCAUCGUAUUUUCGAGAAAAGGACAGUCAUCAAAUCACAUCUCAGUGCGUUAAAGAUGUCCCGUUGCUUCUUAACGUUAUAGUGAUGCUUGUGAUUUGUUUUGGAAUUGGCGACUAAUGUGGCAAGUUA
This is a messenger RNA of Oryza brachyantha (malo sina), 2742 nucleotides long. RefSeq lists its product as uncharacterized. The transcript has 5 exons. The coding region runs from base 14 to 2332 and encodes 772 amino acids. Gene Ontology annotation, cellular component: cytoplasm. The record is from RefSeq and is a predicted model, not a curated record. Gene Ontology annotation, molecular function: mRNA binding. Lineage: Eukaryota; Viridiplantae; Streptophyta; Magnoliopsida; Poales; Poaceae.